UCUGUGCCCCUCACAAUUACCUGUUCCUCCAUAACUGAUGUGAGCGCGUGUAAGUGGAGAGCACAUGCCACGUUGAGAGAACAGACAAGUCUGAACUGAACUGCUUGUACAGCACCGGUUGCAGUGGCUCGCGAGGACCAUUUCUAUUACAAAUCACCUGAAACACCAACACAAACCUCUACCAAGUGGUUUUUAAACGCACCUCCGAAACAAACUGAGGACCUGAGAGACUCGCAAGGAUGCACUUGUUGUCUGCCAGCUGCGUGUGCGCCCUAUUCGUCACUGCUCUCCUCUGCCAAGUCAGCGGUUUGGAGACUGUUAUCGGCCUGUAUGGGGAGACACUUGAGAUCCCGUGCAACAAUGGAGCCAUAAAAGCCGACGACGUCCUCAUCCUUAAAUGGAAAUAUGACAAAGGAGAGGGACUUCCAGGAGACCUGCUGGUCAAGCAGAAAAACCAGAAUGUCUCAAUCAGUGCUACUGAUGAAUACAAGGGCCGUGUGAGCCUGGCUGCAAACUCCAGCCUGCUACUCUCUGAGGCUACGCUGAGCGACCAGCGCACUUUCACCUGCAUGGUGGUUGCUGGGGCAGACAUUGCAGAAUACCCUGUUAAUAUGGUGAUCUACAAGACACCAGCAGGCCUGGAGAUUCUUGACAAAGCAGAGGAGAUAGCAAUUGGCAAACUUACUAAGCUGGGAACAUGUGUUGCAAAUGAUGCAAGUCCAGCAGCAAAUAUCACAUGGUUAAAGAACAACAAACCCUUGGCAGCUGAUGGGAAAGGGGUUUCCAUCCAGGCCUCAGUGCUGGUAGACCCUGAUACUGGCCUUUCGACCACCACCUCCAUACUGGAGUACUCAGCUGAAAAAGAAGACACAGAUGCCCAGUUCAGCUGCAGCACUCAGCACUCCGUGGGCCCAGAGCUGGUGUCCUCUCCAGUAACCUUCAGUAUAACCUAUUCCACAGAGAACAUUGUGCUUCAGGUCAUUGCUCAGGACCCUCUGCUAGAAGGAGACAAUGUGACUCUGAAGUGUAUGGCAGACGGUAACCCAGCUCCUACCAGCUUUAACUUCCACCUUAAGGGAGAAGUGGUGACGGUGGAAGACACAGACAGUUACACCAUCUCAAACGUCUCCCGUGAAACCACCGGUGAAUACAAAUGCUCUCUUGUUGAUGAGCCAACAAUGGAAGAUGCUGAGAACGUCGUGUUAAAUGUAAGCAACCAAAACAAGUACCUAGACAUCAAUUUAAGCCUCUCUGGAAAUGUCGUCAGUAGUGCCGGCAAGACCUUGGAUCUAAAUCUCCAGAUUGAUGCUUCCGGCGACACAAAGGUCUCCUGGACAAAGGAUAAUGUGAAACUGGACAAAAAACCAGAGUUUAGCAAGGUGACGUACUCAGACGCCGGCCGGUAUGAGUCUCAGGUGACAAUGGGUCUGCUGAGCCGAAAAGCUUCUUUUGAACUGGCUGUUGAAGGUGCUCCAGUUAUCAAACACCUGACCAAGCAGCUCGGAGGAGACGGUAGUCACAAAGUCUUGAUUUGUGAGGCUGAAGGUUCUCCAAAGCCGAUUGUUUCCUGGAGCAUCAACGGCACCUCGCUGGAUGAGAGUCUCUUCGUCAACGGAAAGAUCACACACAAGAUUACAGUUGAGCCUCGUGCAAAUCUGACUGUUUCUUGUACGGUGUCCAAUGAGUUUGGCGUGGAUACCAGAGCUAUAACUGUUAAUAUUCAUUCUCUGCUCUCUGAUGUGAAAAUACAUAAACAAGAUUCAGCGGACGACAGCGACCAAACCAAGCUAGUGGUCGGAGUUGUAGUUGGUCUUCUCGUUGCCGCAAUUGUUAUAGGCAUUUCUUACUUUGUCUACUCAAAGAAAUCCAAGCAAGGGAGCUGGAAGACCGGUGAAAAGGAGUGUGGGUCUUCAGAGGAGGAAAAGAAAUUGGAGGAGAAAGUGGAGGAGAACAGCCAAAAAGCUGAGGUGUAAAAAACAAGUACCAUCCUUUGGGAAUGUGAAAGUGAGAACAUGGAACUUUUGCACAUUUCUCUUCACCUCUGGCUAUCGGGAAAAAAAUUGAGCGUACAUUGAGAAGAAAACGGUUUGGAUUUGGUUUCAGGGAGAAUUUUACUAAAAAGCAUAUCCAAACACCCCCCUCCCCUGCCCUCUCCCCCGCUUCCCUCUUAAUCUACACCCCUCCAUUCCUCAAAAAAAAAGAAUGGAUACUGUAUGUGAUAAACAUAACUUGUCUGCACUACUGAUACAUGUGUAAACCUGUCUACUUUUAGGAUUCAUGUUUGUUAGGAUGGAAUUUGGGAAACCGAGAAAAUGCCGAUUUAGUUUUUUGGUUUUGUUAGAUGAUGCGAGUAAAAUAACUUCUAGACCAGUUGCCUUCUGCUGUAAGGAUGUGUAGGCCUGCAUUAGUCUGUGUUUGACUCUUCAACAUCUCAAAAAUUGCAUUUUAAUUUCACUUCAUCGCAGUCAAAACAACCUCUGCCUUCAAAAUCACUGUACUGAACCGUUCACUUUUAUUUUUUGUUUUCAUUCAGCUGUAAAAAAAUCACAUUGAAACUGAGAGGAAAUUCCUGAAAGGGCUAAGGGUAUAUGUGAUACUGGUUAAAGAUGGUUCUAUGAUUUCCAUGUUGCAUUGCAGGAAGUAGCUGAUGUGCCACAGAGUUCUUUAGUGUUACAUAAUUCCUUUUUGUCUUCUUUUGGUUGUGUUUUUCUCUUUCUUGUAAAGUAAACAAGAGAGGAUUCUGUUUUCAAAUGUACUGUACAUUAAACAUAACCACUGUAUAACACAAGCAGGUAGAUUAUUGAGAGAAUGUAAAGCAUAUGUCAGCUCAUUUUACUGUCUCUAGUUUGGCUGCACAGAUUGUUCUGCUUUGUUUGUCAUCAUGCUUUUCUAAAGAGAAAAAAAAUAAGGCUGGAGUAGUUAAAAAAAAAUGUUUAGCUUCUGUGUGAGUUCUCCACCAGUGUUGAGGUACGAUUGUAUAUUGUGAAGCUAUGACAUCAUUUUGUAAUCACAAGGAGAGGACAAGGUGUCAAAGUAGCCGUUACAAUAUGUUUGCCUUCUCAUGAGAAUCUACCUGUAAUCGCUUCAGUUUGUGAUGUGCACUAGCGUUCAUGUUUUCAUGUCAAGUUUGUGUAGAAUAUGAUGGAAUACGUGCAGCUGUACACAAUGUUGGUCCUUCAGGAGCAUUUGCUACGUUUUGAAAAAUGGAUCAAGAACCAGGAUGUAAUUGUGAAGUAUGUGAUUUUGAUUUUCUUCUCUUUUUUUCCUAUUUAUAUUGUGCAAGAUAAUAAAAAAACGUACCUGGUAGGCAAAUUCAGUAAUCAUAACUUGGAUUUAAAUCGUCGGUAAAUUGCUUGCAGACUUUACAAAACUAUAAAUAAGUUGUGAGUCAUGAGUAGGUUGCUCAGCGUCUGGUUGAAUAUAGAUUCAGCAUGUGAUAAUCUCAGACCUCUAAGCUGCUGUUUGUCGCCUACAUUAUUUCAAACCAUCAAUUGGAAGAAUGACCAAAGAAAGUGAACAUUGCCAUGCAAGUAUUGUAAAUACCUGAUGUUUGUUUUUGUACUUUUGUUUAAAAUAAAGUGUACAUUUGGAAAACUUAA
This is a messenger RNA of Notolabrus celidotus (New Zealand spotty), 3599 nucleotides long. RefSeq names its product CD166 antigen homolog. Gene Ontology annotation, biological process: cell adhesion. Gene Ontology annotation, cellular component: plasma membrane. The record is from RefSeq and is a predicted model, not a curated record. Lineage: Eukaryota; Metazoa; Chordata; Actinopteri; Labriformes; Labridae.